GCGGGCGGCCAUGUUGGAGCGGCGGUCGCAGCGCAACGGCGGGUGCGGGUCUGGCGGCGGCCGGUGUCAAGGGUUGUUUUUCCAGUAAUUUGGACCUUUUUGAAGUGCCCGCUUGCCUAAUGCCAUGAAUAUUGCAGUGAAAAAUGCGGAAGAGAAAGCUGUCCAUUCCUGGUCCAGAAUUUCCUCUGCAGGACAGAAAGUGCUGGAGGAAGCCCUGCGAGUCUUCAACCCCAUGUCCAAGGACCUUUCGGACACAGAGACCCAGCUGGUGGCCUUCAUCCAGGGCCUGAAGGAGGAGGGCUACCAGCCCACAAUUCUGAGAAGCAAGGAUGUGUACGGGUACAGCUCGUGCACGGCAGACACGCCGAGCCAGAGGGAACAGAGCACCCCGCAGCGCUGCGCCGGUGCCGAGGCCGCUCGGAGCACAGCAGCCGUGGCCAAGGGGGACCCUUCACCCACCAGCCUUUCGGGGAACUCUCCGAAAGUCCCCACUCAGCCUGUCUCCAUAGGGGAUUCCACAAAUCUCCUCUUGAGCUCCUUGAAGCAGACAAGGUCCGGCACAUCCAAGGCUGCGGCAGUGGGCUUCCCUGCGGGCAUGUAUCCUGACGUGUACCCAGCCAUGAGACUGUCGGUGGUCCUGGAUGCUCUGGUGCCACUGAAAACAACCACGUCCUGUUUGGAGUCCAAGUACACACGAGGGCGUCUUGGGAUCUCAGCCUCGGACCUUAAACUCCUCAAGGCUUCCAGUCCACCCAGGCAGUUUUCUUCACGCAAGACCACUAAAAUAACAGAAGGUAAGGGGUACAAGCAUUUGAUAAAGACAGCACCGGAUCCUGCCACCCUAGCUUUAAACCUUCUGAAGAGACCAAAGGGUGGGGUGCUGCGGGAGAGCAAUGCCUGCAAAGCCUCAGGAGUCCUCAACGGGAGAGUCACAGGCAGCUCCUCUCAGGGCUGUGCCACAGCUCCACAGUCCAAGACCUUGAAAAUUAUAGAUAAGGCACCUCUGGUGGGAAAAACGGAGUGGAAAGGCAGCAACACUUACCGGGAGAGUACUGGGCAGAAGAGGAGAGGAGCUACAGAGGUAAGAGAAGCACCACAGAGGAAGAAAGCAAAUACCAUUCCUGCCCGAAACAAAUCUCAACAGGCUCAGAGCACUUUGAACCUGCUGAAAUUCCGGGCCAUCAAGGUGGGCAGCUCUUCUUCUGACGAUGAAGUGAGGAGGAGAGCACAGAAGAUUCUUAGAGUCAACCUGUCCCCUGUGAUCCGAAUUCAGCCCUUGUCCCACUCUCACAACGUUCCCUGAGUUUUUUCACUUUGUCACUUUUUUUUUUGGUAAGUAAGUAAAAUCCAAGCUUGGCACCAGAGCACAGAGAACUUCGGGAGCGACUCUGCAUCUCUGGUGCCUGGUGACAGUAAGUCGACCAACCUGCAGACAGAGCAGCCUGCUCUGCCUGUCUGCCACUGCUGUGCAGAACUGACUGCAGAAACACAAAACCCUCUUGGGGGAGGAGGGA
Molecule: messenger RNA, 1514 nt
Organism: Apus apus (common swift)
Lineage: Eukaryota; Metazoa; Chordata; Aves; Apodiformes; Apodidae
Gene: CCDC71
Product: coiled-coil domain containing 71
Exons: 2
Coding region: 125-1303 (392 amino acids)
Source: RefSeq, a predicted model, not a curated record